This is a messenger RNA of Arabis nemorensis, 660 nucleotides long. Lineage: Eukaryota; Viridiplantae; Streptophyta; Magnoliopsida; Brassicales; Brassicaceae. The record is from the annotation of a GenBank genome assembly.
AUGAAUCCUUUUUACUCUGCUUUCUCAGACUCCUUCCUCUCAAUUCCCGACAACAGAUCUCCGGUUUCCGACAGUAGCGAGUGUUCUCCGAAGCUAGCUUCGAGCUGUCCGAAGAAGCGAGCAGGGAGGAAGAAGUUUCGCGAGACCCGUCAUCCGGUUUACAGAGGAGUUCGUCAGAGAAACUCAGGGAAAUGGGUUUGCGAAGUGAGAGAGCCUAACAAGAAAUCGAGGAUUUGGCUCGGGACUUUUCCGACCGUCGAAAUGGCCGCUCGUGCUCACGACGUAGCCGCUUUAGCUCUCCGUGGUCGCUCUGCUUGUCUCAAUUUCGCAGACUCGGCGUGGCGGCUUCGCAUCCCUGACUCGACUUGUCCUAAAGAAAUCCAGAAAGCGGCGGCUGAGGCUGCAAUGGCGUUUCAGAACGAGACGGCCACGGAGACAGCGACGGCUGAGACUGCUGCCGCAAUGACGGAGGGAUCGAAAGCGACGGCGGGGGAGACGUCGGAGCAGAGCGGUGGGUUUUAUAUGGACGAAGAUGCACUUUUGGGAAUGCCGAGUUUUUUCGAGAAUAUGGCGGAGGGGAUGCUUUUGCCGCCGCCGGAAGUUGGCUGGAAUCAUAACGAUUUUGAGGGAGAUGAUGACGUGUCUCUUUGGAAUUUUUAA